GUACCAUUAAACUGCGCAUGCGCUGUAGCCAUAUAGCGGUAUGGCGGUGAAAACUGUAAACAUAAACUUGUGAUUGUUGGAUAUUAGCGAAGCAUAGGAUCUUUGAAGUAAUGAACCCUGUAAAGAAAAUAACAAAAGAAGAUACUUGGAGGUCCGAUGACUUAAAAGCACACAUUCCGGGACACGAAGAGAGCAGAAGAAGAGAAAGAUCCAAACGAGAUGUGGAUCACAAGAUGAGCAGAGAUGGAGACUCUGUGGAUCGACCAUAUAGAGACCCCGAUCGAGAUGCACGAAGAGAGAAAGAGAAACAAAGAGAGAGAGAAAUGACAAGAGAGGGGAAUAAACACAGAGACCCAGACAGGGAAAGAAAUCAGGACUUUGAGAAGGAAGAAGACAGGGAAUAUAGAUAUAUAGAGAAAAGGAGAGAACGAGAGCACAGACACAGAGAUGGAGAUAAAGAGAGUAAAGAAAAAAGAAACAAUAGAGGUGAAAGGGAAAGUGAAAGACUGAGGGAUAAGGAAAAGGACAGGUAUAAGGAACGAAUCAUUGAGAUGUCCAAACAGUGGGACAGAGAUACAGACAGGGACAGAGAAAAAGAUAAAGACAGAGAGAAGAGGAGGGCAGAGAGAAACAGGGAGCGAGAGAGUGAAAAAGACAGAAGGAAAGAGGAAGGAAGAAAAGAUCUUGAUCAAUCUAGAUCAGAAGAGAGAGUGAGAGACAAAGAAAGAGAGAGAGAACGAGAGAGGAGAGAAAGACACAGAGCUCGAGAAAGUGACCUGAGGCAAAAUGAAUAUGAGGAAAAACAAAGAGGAGAAAGAAGAGAGCGACGCAGUGAUAAAGAACAAAAAGAAAUGGAACACAGAAGAGAUAGAGAAGACAGAGAAAAGAGAAGAAAGGAUAAAGAAAGCCAUGAAGCUGACACAAGUCACUCUCGAGAACCUGGCAUCAAAGAUGUUGAUAGGGAGAGAGAAAAAGCCAUUGAGAGGGAAGAGAGACACAGGCGGCGUGACCGAAGGCUCAAAGAGGCUUCAGAUUCCAAGAGGAAUGACAAAGAACAGAAACAUAAAGAAUCAUCGGAUCUUAAACAAAAUGAAAGGACAAAUUCAGGCAAAGAGGAAUCUACCAAAAGACCCAAGUUAACUUGGAAGACUGAUCAAGCUGCAAUGAGUUAUCCAGACAUCCCUGUGGAAAAUGAAGAAACUGAAGAAGACAAACAGUCCAGUAAAGAUUAUCAUGAUUAUGAGGAGGAUUUUGAGGAUUAUGAGGAGGACUUUGAGGAUCCAGAUGAAGAAGAGGAGAAUUUGAUAAUACAUGAUGAUAGUGUAAGAGAAGAAAAAAAGGAGUUGAGCCCCAGGAGAAAUGAAGAAAUUGAAGCCAUCCAGAGAGCCAUAGAUGAGGAGAAUGAGAGAAUCUACUCUACAAGAUCAAAGCCCACAAACAUAGAGUCAUCUGUCAACCAGAGAGAGAGUCACUUCAACAGAGGCCAAAAACAUGGCACAAUUAUUGAUUUUGUAUCUGCAAAGCAGCGGGAGCUCAGCCAGAAGGUGGCCAAAAAGCAGAAGCAACGCAGUGAGGAACUCCUGCGUCUGAUUGAUUUAGACUUCUCCAUCACCUUCUCUCUCCUGGACCUGCCUCCAGUUAAUGAGUAUGACAUGUACAUCAAGAACUUUGGUACAGCCAACACAAAGCAGGCUUAUGUGCAGUGCAAUGAAGAGAAUACUGAUCGAGACAUUCAAACAGAGGAAAUUGACGUGACAGACAAAUGGACACAACAUCCACCAGAAACUAAGGCAGCAUGCGGAGGACCUAAGACUUCUCAAGAGACUGCUGAUGAGUCCAUUGCAAACAUGUCCAUUGAUUCUCAACGUUUAACUACUUUUCUGCGUUCUGCCACACAAGUCAUGGCUGUUCUGAUAGAGGAGAAUAAUGCAGAGAAUAAUUCUCUAAGAAGACUACGCUCCCAAACAAACGCACUGUCUUUCAGUGAUGGCUGUCUUCAACUUAACACCAAACUGCCAUUUCUGCAUGGUAGGCAAGUGAGUCUGCUGCAGUUUUCACAAGUCCAGAGACAGACUCUUCUCUCUGUUCAUCCUCCUUCUUCCAAAACUAGUGCUGUGCGACUUGACAGCGAGACAGUCAUCUGUGUGUGGAACAUGUGGGAACCAUCUAGACCUCAGAAAAUUCUGCUUUAUGAAUCUGAGGUGAAAUGCUGUUGUUUCAGUCCUGGUAAAGUUACUUUAGUGUUUGCUGGUACAGCGGUCGGUUCAGUUGUGGUCUGGGAUCUCAGAGAACAUUCUGGUACUCACUUCAACCUGGUGGUUGGCACGGAGGAGUGGACACUACGCUACCCCACCUUCUCAACCGAUGCUGUACUUUCAGGAGUAGGACAUCUCUCUCCUGUGGUGUCUGUUGAACCUGUACUGGCAACGGCAGAAACAAGUUCAAAAAGCAUGGUAACGGCAGACAUAGAAGAGUCUCUGGGACUCUCAUUCCAGUUAGCAUCUCUGGAUGAAAAUGGGGUGUUAACUCUCUGGGUUGUGGUUGAGAUGCCUAAAGGGAAUGAUUCAGGAUCUCAGUCAGACCUAGGUCUUAGGCCUGGCGGUAAAGUUAAACUACUCCACAGCUCCUCUCUACAGACCACUGAAAGAUUAUCUCAGGACAUAAUGGCCUGUGGACCUCCUCCGAGCCUUCAGCUCAAGUUCAUGCCGUCUGACUCUAGCCAUUACUUCAUUGCUACUAACAUGGGUCUGGUUAGGCAUGGCACAAGGCAUCGGUUGAAAGUUCUUCCAAAGUACUACAGGUCACAGUUUGAUAGUUGUAGACCAGUGGAGGUCACAACACUUGACUUUAGUCCAUCAGGAGAACCUCUUUUCUUGGUUGGCUGCAGUGAUGGUACGGUUCGUCUACACUCUGUCCUGAAAGAAGAUCCUCUGAUGGAGUGGACCGGAUGCUCUGGUGGUUCUCCCAUUCUCUCAGUUCAGUGGUCUCAGACGCGGUCAGCUGUGUUCUGUGUUCUGGAUGCUGCAUCCAACUUUUACAUCUGGGACCUAACAGAGAAAGACUAUGUGCCAGUUAUCAUUGAGAAUAUGCACAGUGACUGGGUCACAGCAAUGGCUGUGUUCGGUGAGCCAGCCAAACAGAACACAUUUUCUGGGGUUGCACUUGGCAGGCAAUCUGGCAAGGUGGAAAUACAAUAUUUCACAAAGUCACUCACAGUGCCCAAUGUCUCCGACGAAGAAAAGCUUCAUUCUGUUUUGCUGGAUGCUUUCUGAUAUAAGAUAUAGUCGUUUUAUACAAAUUAUUCUAGAACUUGUACUUCCGAGACCAUAUUCAGUUUAUUCAGUUAAAUACUUAAUAUGAAAAUGUAAGGAGAAAUCACAAGACAUUCAAAAUAUGGAUAAACUCCCUGAAUGUAGUGAAUGGUAUUUUAUUGUAGUAACUUCAAUGAAGUAACUAAAGCUACACAUCUGCAUAAGGAUGACCAUUAAGUGUUUUCUAUUGCAACUUUAUUUGACAACCGAGGAACUUAAAAUGGACCACAACUUAAUCUUUGUUGACAUUAGAUAAAGCAUGAUGUUUUGCUGCUAAAAACAAUUUGUAGAAUUACUGUAGAAACACUAAAGAAAUCAUAUAGAUAUAAGCAUUACUGUUCCUCAGGGAUAUAAAGACAUAGCCUCUAUUUUAUAUUGGUUUAUAAUAUGUAUAUUAGUUCUUACACAGUAGCAUUUAUACAGAAAUGUAUUUAAUAUCUAUGAUUUCAAGUUCAUUUCUUUAUGCUUAAAGUAUAUGAUUAUACUCUAAUUAUUGAAAUAUUUUUAUUUGAUUAAAAGACAAUUACAUUU
Molecule: messenger RNA, 3842 nt
Organism: Paramisgurnus dabryanus
Lineage: Eukaryota; Metazoa; Chordata; Actinopteri; Cypriniformes; Cobitidae
Source: RefSeq, a predicted model, not a curated record